Molecule: messenger RNA, 1366 nt
Organism: Salmo salar (Atlantic salmon)
Lineage: Eukaryota; Metazoa; Chordata; Actinopteri; Salmoniformes; Salmonidae
Gene: tm4sf21a
Product: transmembrane 4 L six family member 21a
Cellular component (GO): membrane
Source: RefSeq, a predicted model, not a curated record
AGGAAACCAUGCCAACCUCUAGUGUUAAUCAUAACUCCGUAAUCGAUUUGACAUAAAUGACGCCAUUCAAAGUCCCUGAGCUGCGUUGGGUGAAGAAUAGGUGUCCAAUUAUAGGCUUUGCUUUACUAUGACUCACAGUACACUAUUACACCCACACAAAACCCCUCCUCCCACCUAGUAUUUAAACUAUUUCCCCCCCGUAUAUCACCAGGUAGAGAGAAAAAAAGGCUCUCAUCGUCCAAGGGUCUCAAACCUAUUGGCUGCACAGUUCUUAGACAAGUCAAACAGUAAGUGACAGAUAGGAUGUGUACAGGUAAAUGCUCCCGGUGUAUUGGGGUGACGCUAUACCCACUGGCAGUCAUCUCCAUCAUCUGUAACAUCAUACUGUUCUUCCCGGGUUGGGAGACCAGUUACGCCAAAGAUGGAUACAUUACAGAAGAGGUGAAGUACAUGGGAGGACUGGUUGGAGGGGGACUAAUGGUGUUGGUCCCAGCAUUGUACAUCCAUGUUACUGGACAGCAGGGAUGCUGUGCCAACCGCUGCGGGAUGUUCCUCUCCAUUGCCUUUGCUGCGGUCGGGGUUGCUGGCGCCCUCUACAGUUUCAUAGUGGCAAUGCUUGGCCUGAUUAACGGGCCCUACUGUAGAGUGCUGCUGCUCUGGAUGACUCCCUUCAAAGACAGAGAGGACAGUUACCUGAACAACCGUAAUCUGUGGAACUUGUGCACAGAGCCUAAAAACGUGGUGGAGUUUAACAUUGGGCUGUUUGCCAUCCUGCUGGCGACAAGCUCUCUGCAGCUGGUGCUCUGUUGCACCCAGAUGAUCAACGGGCUCUUUGGAUGCCUCUGUGGAACCUGCACCAACAAAGGGCAGGUUAUUUAAUGGAAGGAAGACUCUUAUUCUACUCUCAUGAUGGAUUGACUGGCGCCUCUAAGUGGACCAAGAGAGACAUUGGCUUCAAUAUGUUUGCAAUGUUAUGCACAACAUUCUCCCUUAUUUUAAUGUUUGCAAUGUGAUAUACCUUCUAAAUGUACAUUUUAGUCAUUUAGCAGACACUCUUCUUCAGAGUGACUUACAGUUAGUUGAAUUCACUAAGGCAGGUAAGACAACCGUAUAUCAACCGUAUACCAAAUUAGCAUUUGUCAGUAUAGUUAGAUGCAAAUGUAUAAUGUGUUUAACAGAAAAUAACGCUUUGUCCGAUACAUGGAUUGGUGUCAUUUCAGAAUUUUCCAGUAAACUCCUCAGUGACAUGCAAUUGCUAUUCAGUGGUGCAGCAUAUAAUAUACAAUAUCAAUUCUUUGUUCAUUAUAUACAUGCAUUGUAUACAUUUUCUGAAUUAAAAUGAAAUCUUUUUUAUUCUUUAAGGCUA